Vitis vinifera (wine grape) is the source of this 616-nucleotide messenger RNA. Its product is annotated as kxDL motif-containing protein LO9-177. Gene Ontology annotation, biological process: lysosome localization. The transcript has 3 exons. Lineage: Eukaryota; Viridiplantae; Streptophyta; Magnoliopsida; Vitales; Vitaceae. The record is from RefSeq and is a predicted model, not a curated record. Gene Ontology annotation, cellular component: BORC complex. The coding region runs from base 100 to 471 and encodes 123 amino acids.
UUCUCCGGCCCAGUCCAGAAAUCUGGGGAGUACAAAGUGCAAAGAGCCCAAAGGAAGCUCACAACCCAGAGCGGGCGCGUGCUGGGAACUUGGAAGGAGAUGGAAGAGUCGGAGAAAGAAGCGAUUAGAGAAGCUUCUGAAGAGGUCUCCCAUGAAUUCAAAUCCCUAAUCAACACUAAGGAUCUUGAUUCCCUCAAGCAAUUGCAGCUCCUCAUAUUGGGAAGGUUGCAGGACAGUAAUGCUGUCUUGUCACAUUUUAAUGAGUAUUCAGAGCAUUGCUAUGCUGAGGUUUCCAAUGAUUUCUCAAGAAAUACUCGUCUGUUGAAGUCUAUGAAAACAGAUCUUGAUUACAUAUUUCAGAAGCUGAGGAGCAUGAAGGCAAAAAUGUUGGCUACCUAUCCAGAUGCAUUUCCAGAUGAUUCAAAAAGUGAAAUACUUGACCAAAGACCUGACCUUGAAAUACCUUCGUAACACAUCCAAUAUGUCAAAAAUCGUGCUGUAUCUCAAAACACUAGUCAGUCUUAACAUUUUAGUAUUUGCUAUUUUACCUCCAAUGCACAUUUAUUGACCAAUUAAUACACAAAUAAGUCUUUAAAUUGAAAGGGAUAAAAAGAAA